Molecule: messenger RNA, 1989 nt
Organism: Lampris incognitus (smalleye Pacific opah)
Lineage: Eukaryota; Metazoa; Chordata; Actinopteri; Lampriformes; Lampridae
Gene: b3galt4
Product: UDP-Gal:betaGlcNAc beta 1,3-galactosyltransferase, polypeptide 4
Exons: 1
Coding region: 100-1215 (371 amino acids)
Cellular component (GO): membrane
Molecular function (GO): N-acetyl-beta-D-glucosaminide beta-(1,3)-galactosyltransferase activity
Source: RefSeq, a predicted model, not a curated record
GAGACGGGAGAUCGCAGAGAGCAGAGGAAGGGGUGAGGUCUCGUUUGUCACGUUUUAAAAAGCUUGGCAGGCUGUCAGUGUGGAGGCUGGGAGGCGGUCAUGGUGGGACGGGGGCUGUGGGUGUGCAAGCCCCGGUUUGGCAAGCGAGGCAGCAGGUUUGGCGUUUUGCCUUUGCUCUGUGCGGCGAUAGUGACCGCUGCUCUGUUCUCUCUGCUCUUUGUGGACUCCAUUGAAUCGUGGGUCACCUCUAUGAGUAUGAACGCAGCGGUGGAAGCGCAUGCUGGGAUCAUUCCUCCACAGAGUGUACCUCCCACCAGACCGGAGGAGUUCUUACUCAUGCCCAGCCCUCUCGUUUGCCAACGCGCCAAGCCUUAUCUCAUCACCAUGGUCACCUCCGCUCCUGCCAACCAGCGAGCGCGUCAGGCCAUCAGGGACACCUGGGGUGGCGAGGACAGGGUCAAGGGCCUCCGGGUCAUGACACUGUUCAUGGUGGGCGUGGCGUCGGACCCGGGACUGGCCAAGCUGUUGAUAGAGGAAGCCCGUGAGAGGGGAGACCUGAUCCAGGGUCGUUUUGUAGACACCUAUUCCAACCUGACUCUGAAGACCCUGUCCAUGCUGGGCUGGGCCCGCCGGUUCUGCCCUCAGGCCCACUUCAUGGCCAAAGUGGAUGACGAUGUCCUAUUCAACCCAAGUUCUCUCCUGCACUUCCUUAAUAGGAGCCGUAACCCCUACGAACAAGGUGACCUGUACCUUGGCCGCGUGCAUCUCCGCGUGGCUCCCGACCGUGACCCGGAGAGUAAGCACUAUCUCCCCGCUGGAGCUUACCCGCCCUCUGUCUUUCCAGACUACUGCAGCGGCACAGCCUACGUCCUCUCCCGCUCUGCUCUGCUUAAAAUAUCUCUUGCUGCCGCUGCCUCACCUCUGUCCACACCCCUGCCCCCUGAGGAUGUAUUUGUUGGUCUGUGUGCCCGUACUGCCGGGGUGCUACCCUCGCAUUGUCCACUGUUCUCCGGUGGACCGGCUGUGCCGUACGGACGCUGCUGCUAUCAGGCAAUGGUGUCCAUCCAUCACAUUUCACCCAGGGAUAUGUUACGCUACUGGGCUGACGUCCACUCCUCUGCUCCCUGCUCCUGGCUUGGCCUCCGUGCUUCUUUAGGGGUCUGCAAAGUCAGGGCCAUGCUUGGGUUGGCCCUGGGGCUGGAACUGGGGUUGUGAGGGUGUGUAUAAUGUGAAGCAAGAAGAGAAGGCUGGGCCGCACUUCAAUACUGUCCAUAGCAUAGGCGCUCCCCUGGCUGUGAGGCAACACUGUGUGCACUAAGAAAAUGUAAUUUUAUUUUUAUAGCUUGAUUUUUUUGUAAACACUCGAAUGUAUUUAUGCUUAUUUUAUUACACGUUUUGCCAAAAGAAAUAACCUGUCGGUGGAGGAGGUAGGAUGAAACUAUGAAGACUGUUACAGUAUGCCACAUUACUACCACAAUGACAACAACUGUAGAUACAGCAUAUUUAAAAGAACAAAAACAAGCAAAUACACAACAUUUGCAUGCUGGUAGUGCACAUGGUGAAAAGGAGCAGCUUAUUAUAAGGAUCAAUGCAAUAAGGAGCAAAUCUUUACGUUGACACAGCUUGAAAGCUAUACGUAGUCUCCUGCCACCGUAACGCCACCAUAAGAGCAUGACGUCCCCCAAAAGGGGAGAUUAUAAUGGGAUAAAUAGGCACACCCACCGGGGGGCAUAUGCCUCACUGACGUUUAAACCAGCCGGGAUUUAUUAACCAAACCUUUCCUUUUGUUCCACGUUGAAUAACCGGUCUCUUAUUUGUCUCUAUUAUAACAUCUUUGUAGCCUUUUAAUAGAACCAGCCAACAAAACAGUAGAUAUUUAUAAAAAAAAAUAUUUUUACCACAUGUGGAAUAUUAAGCAAGACAGCAGUGUAUUGGACAGGAUUCCUCAUUCUGUAAGAUAGGAUACAACGUGUGCCAGCCAUUGUUAGC